AUGCCUCGACGACCACCUCCAACGGCUCUUCGCCUGGUACCUGGUCCAGCACCCCCGCGAAAUGCGCCCAAACAUACACUCCCGGCCGUGCCGCGACCCACGUUUUACCCGCCUCAUUCAGUGGGCAAGGGACCUAGUCCGCCUGCGAGGGGCCUGCAUUGCCUGCCUGUCGCGUCAAAUUACUCAAAUUCAAGUCCGUCGAGUGUAGCACGGCAGUCAGGAUCUGUCAAAGUUCGGCGGGGCCCUUGGGAUCACUCAGGGAGUGUUCGUGUUCCCAUUGACGUAGAUCAUCUGUUACCCCUACCGAAACCAGUAGCAAUAGGCGCCAGCAGACAGUAG
Guyanagaster necrorhizus is the source of this 339-nucleotide messenger RNA. RefSeq lists its product as uncharacterized. The transcript is spliced from 2 exons. Bases 1 to 339 code for a protein of 112 amino acids. The record is from RefSeq and is a predicted model, not a curated record. Lineage: Eukaryota; Fungi; Basidiomycota; Agaricomycetes; Agaricales; Physalacriaceae.